AUGCAGACCACAGACUUUGAUAAUCUGGAAAUUGAACAGCAGUAUACCUGUGUGAACUCUCGCUGGGAAGCCACUGAAGAUGACCUGGACAAUGACAACAGCUCUGCUCGUAUGUUUGAGCGAUCAAGGAUUAAAGCCCUUGCAGAUGAACGUGAAGCUGUACAAAAAAAGACGUUUACAAAAUGGGUGAACUCACAUCUUGCUUUUGUGAGCUGUCGGAUUUCAGAUCUCUACUUGGACCUAAGAGAUGGAAGGAUGCUGAUAAAAUUACUUGAAGUACUCUCGGGGGAACAGUUGCCGAGAAGGACGAAAGGAAGAAUGAGAAUUCACUGUCUGGAAAACGUAGACAAAGCCCUCCAUUUCCUCAAGGAGCAGAGAGUUCAUCUUGAAAACAUCGGUCCCCAUGACAUUGUUAAUGGUAACCACAGGUUAAUACUGGGGCUCAUCUGGACCAUCAUAUUACGUUUCCAGAUGCAAGACAUUAUUGUAGAGGCAAAAGGUAGUGAAACUCGCUCUGCUAAAGAUGCUUUGCUGCUCUGGUGUCAAAUGAAGACAGCUGGAUAUCCAAAUGUGAAUGUCACCAACUUUACAUCCAGCUGGAAAGAUGGCUUAGCUUUCAAUGCUCUCAUUCACAAACACAGGCCAGAUCUCAUCAAUUUUGAAAAGCUGAAGAAAUCAAAUGCUAAAUAUAAUCUAGAAAAUGCCUUUACUGUAGCUGACAGACAGCUUGGUAUAACGCAGCUGCUUGAU
This is a messenger RNA of Staurois parvus, 750 nucleotides long. NCBI's taxonomy places the organism in Eukaryota, Metazoa, Chordata, Amphibia, Anura, Ranidae. The record is from the annotation of a GenBank genome assembly.